Messenger RNA from Galendromus occidentalis (western predatory mite), 2050 nucleotides. RefSeq names its product transketolase. NCBI's taxonomy places the organism in Eukaryota, Metazoa, Arthropoda, Arachnida, Mesostigmata, Phytoseiidae. Gene Ontology annotation, molecular function: transketolase activity; thiamine pyrophosphate binding. The transcript is spliced from 4 exons. The record is from RefSeq and is a predicted model, not a curated record. Bases 108 to 1955 code for a protein of 615 amino acids.
GUUGCAGGAGUCACUUUCGACCGAGAACCGCCGGCCGGAACCGACUGUCAAGCACAACCUUGUCAACGACAUAUCCCAGUGAAGCGAGGAGAUUUUAUUUUCCCGCAAUGGCUGACGAUCAAGUGCUAAACGAUGUUGCCAACCGUCUCCGCGUGCUCUCCAUCCAGAGUACGAAUGCAUCGAAUUCAGGGCAUCCAACAACAUGUGCUUCGAUCGCCGAGGUUAUGUCGGUUUUGUUUUUCGACGAGAUGAAACAAGUACUCAGCGAUCCCAGGAACGCUUCUUCGGACCGACUGGUGUUAUCGAAGGGUCACGCAGCUCCGAUCCUCUACGCGGCUUGGGCAGUCGCCGGUCUCUUUCCCGAGGAACGGCUCAUGGAUCUCCGGAAAAUCGACUGCGAACUCGAGGGCCAUCCAACGCCGAAAUUAGAGUUCGUUGAUGUGGCGACCGGAUCUCUCGGACAAGGUCUAAGUUGUGCAGCCGGUAUGGCGUACACCGCAAAGCACUUCGACAAGCUGGACUACCGCGUCUACUGCAUUAUGGGAGACGGUGAAGCCGCGGAGGGCUCAGUUUGGGAAGCGAUGAAUUUCGCUCAGCACUACAAACUUGACAAUCUGGUUGCCAUCUUCGACAUCAAUCGUCUCGGUCAGAGCGAAGCAACCUGCCUCCAACACCAGAUGGACGUGUACAAGGCCCGUUGUGAAGCUUUCGGCUUCCAUUCUAUCGUUGUCGAUGGGCACUGCGUCAAGGCUCUGAAGGCUGCUUUCGCCGAGGCUCGAGCGACCAAGGGCAAGCCGACGGCGCUCAUCCUGAAAACCUUCAAAGGAAGAGGAAUUCCCGGAAUCGAGGACCAGGAGAACUGGCACGGGAAGCCGCUGGGGGACAAGGCCGCAGCCGCCAUUCAAGCCAUCGAAGGAAAAAUGUCGAACAAGCGACCCUCGAAAGUCCCGAUGAAAGCGCCUUCGAUCUCGGCCCCCGCCACGGUACCCAGUGCCAUCUCCCUCUCGAAACCUCCAGCGUACAGCCAAGGGGAAAAGGUCGCCACACGUCUCGCCUACGGAACCGCGGUUGCCAAGCUCGGCGAAGGCUCAACCCGAGUCAUCGCUCUCGACGCCGAGACGAAGAACUCAACUUACGCCGAUAAGUUCAAGAAAGCUCAUCCAGAUCGAUUCAUCGAAUGUUUCAUCGCGGAACAAAAUCUCGUCGGUGUUGCGGUCGGAUGCGGAACCCGAAAACGUACGGUGCCUUUCGUGUCGACGUUUGCUGCCUUCUUCACGCGUGCCUUCGAUCAACUGCGUAUGGGAGCGAUCUCCCAAGCGAACGUCAAAUGCGUCGGCUCUCAUGCCGGGAUCUCGAUCGGGGAGGACGGACCCUCCCAGAUGGCUCUCGAAGACAUCGCCAUGUUCCGAUCGAUUCCGGGAUCGCUCGUUUUCUACCCGUCCGACGCGGUGUCUACUGAACGUGCUUGCGAACUCGCCGCCAACUACCACGGCAUUGUUUUCAUCAGAACCUCUAGACCUGCGACGACGAUCCUCUAUCCGAACGAUGAAGUUUUCGAGCCUGGCAAGUGUAAAAUCGUGAGGAAGUCCUCUUCCGACAGAGCGCUCGUGAUCGGAGCUGGAGUGACCCUCCACGAGGCUUUGGCGGCGGCCGAGACUCUCGCCAAAGAGGGUGUGAACAUACGAGUUUGUGACAUCUUCUCGGUGAAGCCCAUCGACGGCACCGCGAUCUUGCAGAACGCGGCAGAGUGCGGCAACAACGUCAUCGUUGUUGAAGAUCACUACGAGCAGGGCGGCAUCGGGGACGCCGUCGCCCAUGUCCUGGCCCAGGCUCCAGGAACCAAGUUGCGACAUCUCUGCGUGCGCGGUAUUCCCCGGUCGGGACCGCCUUCCGUUCUUCUCGAUGUCUUUGGCAUUUCAGCAAAAUCCAUCGCUCAAGCCGUCCGUGAAAUCUGAGGUCACUCACCGCCUACGCUGGGCAAAGUUUUCCGCUUGGAUUUCGUUGAGUCGACGCAAGUCUAAAUAAACGCAACGAUUCUCGCAGGGAAAAA